GGGCCUGGGGCCGUGAAGGCGCUGCAGCCGCCGCCAGGAGACAUUGACAUCUGGCGUCUUUGGGGGCAGCGGGACACUCAGGCGGGCAGCUACGAGAGCCGUGGGUUUGUCUUGUGCUCCUGUGUUGGUCCUCUCUCCUCUCCACAGGCGCACAGCGUCUGACAUGGAAGCGCGUCCGGCCGUCGUCCGGGUCUCAGGAUCCCACGGCCCCGGCUCCCCGGAGCGAUGAGGGGUUAGAGACGCCCUGGGGCCCGCCUGCUUCGCGCGCUCUGGUAGCCGCAGCGAGAAAGAGGGCCGGUCGGGCAGACAACUCGCAGUGCCCGCCCUUGCGCCGCCCCGCCCCGUGGGGGCGCUGCCGAGGGGGCGUCCGCCGCCCAUGCUGCCCUGGCGCCCCGCCGCGCCUGGCGCCCGCCGCUGAAGCCCAGGACGCGCUGCCAGCCAGCCGGCGCCCGAGGUCCUGAGCAGACCACCCUCCCGGCAAGAUGUGGCACAACGUCGGGCUGACCCUGCUGGUGUUCGUGGCCACGCUGCUGAUCGUUCUGUUGCUGAUGGUGUGCGGUUGGUAUUUUGUAUGGCAUCUUUUUUUAUCAAAAUUCAAGUUUCUCCGAGAACUAGUGGGAGACACAGGAUCCCAGGAAGGAGAUCAUGAGCUUUCAGGCUCUGAAACUGAAGAAGACGCUUCCUCCUCUCCACACAGGAUCAGAUCUGCUCGACAGAGGAGGGUACCUGCUGAUGAGGGCCACUGACCCCAGACAUGGUCAUUUACGGUGAAUGACGAGGGCAGUUGUCAGCCUCUCUUUUGUGACUUGAUACUGAAAUGACUCGUGAGCCUUUAUACUUGGAUUUUAAGUCCAAUUCAGAAAAGAUUUACAUGUAAGCCAUAUAAAAAUAAAGGGAAUUAAAACCAAAUUGAACCAUUGCAAAUUUCAUUUUAAGAAUAAUCUUUUGCUUCACUAGCUUUCUAUUUACACAUUUAUUCCUUGGCUUUUGGGCUUAUUUUCUUGCAAUGGUGCAAAUCUGGUAAACAUUACAGGCUUGAAAAAACCAUA
Otolemur garnettii (small-eared galago) is the source of this 1049-nucleotide messenger RNA. It is a transcript of the gene SMIM13, whose product is annotated as small integral membrane protein 13. The coding region runs from base 483 to 746 and encodes 87 amino acids. The record is from RefSeq and is a predicted model, not a curated record. Lineage: Eukaryota; Metazoa; Chordata; Mammalia; Primates; Galagidae. The transcript has 2 exons.